This is a messenger RNA of Kockovaella imperatae, 2445 nucleotides long. Its product is annotated as elongation factor g 1, mitochondrial precursor (mef-g-1). The record is from RefSeq and is a predicted model, not a curated record. NCBI's taxonomy places the organism in Eukaryota, Fungi, Basidiomycota, Tremellomycetes, Tremellales, Cuniculitremaceae. Gene Ontology annotation, cellular component: mitochondrion. The coding region runs from base 1 to 2445 and encodes 814 amino acids. Gene Ontology annotation, molecular function: translation elongation factor activity; GTP binding; GTPase activity. The transcript has 12 exons. Gene Ontology annotation, biological process: mitochondrial translational elongation.
AUGUCUACAGUCUCGCGUCUGACGGCACGGGCGAGGCAGACGUGCAUCGCAUCGUCUUCGCGAUCGGCAUUGGCAUUACCUCAAUUUCGACCUCUCUCUGUUGUUCCUCAGAUCCGCUCAAACUCGAUUGCUGGACAACGUAUCGCUUCGGCCUCAAUUGUGAAUCCCUCUAGACGAUGGGCGAGUACCGCUACGCAGCUCAAGGAGGAUGAAGGAGAGGAGGCGGAGGAAGCAGCAGAGGAAAAAUGGCCAGUCCGAGUUUUACCCCAGCUAAAGGAUGGCGAUCGAGCGCGACUGAGGCGUCAGAGGAAUGUGGGAAUCUCGGCUCACAUUGACUCUGGAAAAACCACCUUAACGGAGCGUGUUCUGUAUUACACUGGUCGUGUCAGGGAUAUCCACGAGGUCCGCGGACGAGAUGGUGUCGGAGCGAAGAUGGACUCUAUGGAAUUGGAGAGGGAGAAGGGGAUCACAAUUCAAUCCGCAGCCACAUUCUGUGACUGGGUCUCUUCUCCGCCUCCCAAUGAAACACCAGUUGGCGGUGAAAUCAACGAGCAGAAGGAAAACUUUGCUAUCAAUAUCAUUGAUACACCGGGUCACGUCGAUUUCACGAUCGAAGUGGAGCGCGCCCUGCGAGUCCUAGACGGUGCGGUCUUGGUGCUGUGUGCUGUUUCGGGAGUUCAGCAGAGUCAGACCAUCACCGUAGAUCGUCAGAUGCGACGAUACAACGUUCCAAGAGUGGCAUUUAUCAACAAAAUGGAUCGUGCCGGCGCGAAUCCUUGGAGGGUCAUUGGUCAGCUUCGAUCCAAGCUGAGGCAUAAUGCUGCGGCUCUUCAAGUCCCCAUUGGAUCCGAGGACAAAUUGCAAGGUGUUGUGGACAUCAUUAGAAUGAAGGCCAUCUACAAUAAGGGCGAGAAAGGCAACCAAGUGGUCGAGUCGGACGAAAUUCCUGCAGAUCUGCUAGAUCUCGUCAAGGAGAAGCGAGCAGAGCUCAUUGAAAAUCUAUCAGAGGCGGACGAGACACUCUGCGACAAAUUCUUGAACGAGGAGCCAAUCUCCAACCUGGACAUUGCGCAAGCGGUACGACGAGCCACUGUGGCUCUGCGGUUCUGUCCUGUCCUCAUGGGAUCAGCUAUCAAAAACACCGGUGUUCAGCCCGUCCUCGAUGCUGUGUGCCAGUACCUGCCAGACCCCUCCGAGAUCCACAAUCAAGCGCUGGAUGCGACCUUACCAGCUAAUGCUCCACCUAUCCCUCUUGUCCCGGCAGGAGAUGCAGCUCUCGUUGGGUUGGCAUUCAAACUGGAAGAAGGACGUUUCGGCCAAUUGACGUACAUGCGUGUAUACCAGGGUACUCUGCGAAAAGGACAUAUGAUUAUCAAUGCCAGGACCGGCAAGAGAGUCAAGGUGCCGAGAUUGGUUAGGAUGCAUAGUAAUGAAAUGGAGGAUGUCGACUCCAUCGGUGCUGGAGAGAUCUGUGCCAUCUUUGGAGUUGAGUGUUCAUCUGGCGACACAUUCACCGACGGCAAGACGACCUACACUAUGACCUCCAUGUUUGUGCCGGACCCUGUCAUCUCACUGUCAAUCCGCCCCGAAGGAACUGAAACCCCAAACUUCUCCCGUGCUUUGAAUCGUUUCCAGAAAGAAGACCCCACCUUCCGUGUACACGUUGAUUCUGAGUCCAAGGAGACGAUCAUCUCCGGUAUGGGAGAACUGCACUUGGAUAUCUACGUCGAGCGUAUAAGACGAGAGUACGGCGUCGCAUGUGUGACUGGUAAACCUCGGGUCGCAUUCCGUGAGACAAUCACUCAGCCUGUCAACUUUGAGUACACCCACAAAAAACAGUCUGGUGGUGCUGGCCAAUUUGGUCGAGUUAUGGGCAGGAUCGAACCCAUGGAAUUUGACCCGGACACAGGAAAAGACACUGAAUUCUCAAACCAGAUGAUCGGAAAUGCCGUGCCGCACCAGUAUAUCCCAGCUAUCGAAAAAGGAUUCCAAGAGGCGUUGGACCGCGGACAACUCACUGGUCAUCCCAUCAUUCAAUGUCGAUUCGUUCUUACCGAUGGGCUCGCUCACGUUGUCGAUUCGUCCGAAUUGGCUUUCAGAAUGGCCUCCUUGGGCGCUUUCAGAGAAGCGUUCCCGAAGGCCAAACCUGUCAUCUUGGAACCAGUCAUGACUGUCGAAGUGGUCGCUCCUGUCGAGUUCCAGGGGAACGUCAUCGGAGCUAUGAAUCAGCGCAAGGGUACUAUUGUGGACACUGAAGUCCGAGACGAAGAAUUCACUUUGAUCGCCGAGGUGGCUCUGAAUGACAUGUUCGGAUACGCUUCGCAGCUUCGUGGAUUGACUCAGGGUAAAGGCGAGUUCUCGAUGGAGUACAAGAAGCAUGCACAGGUCAUGCCGUAUCUCCAGAAGGAGAUGAUGGAUGCAUUCCAGAACAAGACUGUGAAAUAA